CUUCUCAUGUUUUCUUCUUAAUUUUCAUCCUUUUUUUCUCUUUUGGUUUGCGUUCUGGGUGAACCUUUGCACCUUUCUUUGGGUUUCAUUUUCGAUCCCUUAUUUUUUUUCUUUAUUUUUCUUUAUCGUGCAUGCAAAUUUUCUAUGGUCAAUCAGUUUGCCAUUUCAAUAAAAAGACUGUUUUGAGCAUUUGAAUUGGACAACUAUCACGAUUUGAGUAAAAGUUUUGAUUUUUAUAUAAUUAUGAUGCAGGGUUGAUAAUAGAAAGAUACAGAUUUGUAAUGGAGAACUCUGCUCUAGAUAAAGAUCUUGUUUUCUUAACCUUACAAUUUCUCAAUGAAGAGGGGUUGAAGGAAACUGCACAAAUGCUUGAGUGUGAAAGUGGGCUAUACUUCAACAUGAAGCAUUUCGAGGAGAUGUUACUUGUUGGAAAAUGGAAUGAUGCAGAGAACUAUCUUUCUAGAUUUACAAGCAUAGAUGACAACAUGCACUCAACCAAAAUAUACUUUGAAAUCAGAAAACAAAAAUACCUUGAAGCAUUGGACAUUCACGAUCGUGACAAGGCUUUAGAUAUUCUCCUUAAGGAUCUAAACGUCUUUUUUCCCGGGCACGAAGAACUGUAUAAUGAAAUGACUCAGCUUUUGACAAUCAACGAUAUAAGGUACAACUCAAUUUUCAGUGUUCUAAUUUUAUACGUGAGGUUGAUGUGUUUUAAGAUUAAAUUUUUUCUGGGUCUGAUCAGGGAGCAUGCAUCACUUUCAACAUAUGGAGAUGCAAAUUCUGUGAGGAAAAUUGUUGCAGGUGCUAUUAUAAAACUCAUUGAGGGAAAUCCUGAGCUCCAUGGAAAAUUGAAGUUUCCUACCUUUAGAAGACAGAGAUUAUAUUAUCUUCUGAACCAAAGUUUGAAUUGGCAACAUAAACUUCGUAAAGAUCCACUUGGAGUUACUGACAUGAAAACCUUUCUGAUGGACCGUGUUUCGUCUUUGCAAUCAGAAGGCAGUGAUUCAAUUGAAAACUUGCUAUCUGAAGCUACAAUGGAGGAUCGUAAUGUAUUAUCACUGCAGGUGUCAGAGGAGAAUGGGCAUCAAGAAGGCUUGGAAGAUAGGAGGUCAGAUUCAAUUGAAGAAUCUCAUAGAAAUUCAAAGCUUUCUAAUUACUUAGAAAUUUGUGAGUCGUCCCCUUGUCAAUUCUUAGAGCUUCCAACUCAUCCCAAAAUAUCUAAGAUACUUAGACUGACUUACACAAAUGAGGGAAAUGGCAUUUUGGCAUUGGCAUCAAAUGGUCAUCAUCUACUUUGGAAGUGGCCAUGCAAUAAUCUUAACCCGGAUGGCAAGGCAACUGCACAAAUUUCUCCUUACAUUUGGCAACCAAGGAGUGACUUUCAAUUGAUGAGCAAUAAACUUGCAAGUUCAUAUAGUGGAGACCCAAUUUCUUCUUUCUCCUUAUCAAAGAACGAUUUAUAUCUCAUGUCAACGUCUGGGGGACCAAUCUCCUUCUUCAACAUCUUCUCGUUUAAGAGUUUGGCGACUAUCAUGCCACCGCCACCUAUGGCAACUUGUCUCACCUUCUACCCUCGUGAUAAUAAUAUACUCGCUAUUGGUAUGGAUGAUUUCAGUAUAAUUAUAUACAACGCUAGUACAAAUAAGAUUAUAAGCAAACUUGAAGGUCACACCAAAAGAGUUUCCGACCUUGCAUUUUCAAUUAGUUUUGAUCUCCUUGUUUCCAUUGGUGUAAAUGAUCAGAUAUUUGUAUGGAACAGCAAUGGAUGGAAAAAACUGAAAGAUGGGUACUUGAAAAUAUAUGGAGAAAGAGUGCCAGAUGUAGCAUCUGAG
Messenger RNA from Vigna radiata var. radiata (mung bean), 1832 nucleotides. Its product is annotated as topless-related protein 1-like. The record is from RefSeq and is a predicted model, not a curated record. Gene Ontology annotation, molecular function: protein binding. The transcript has 11 exons. NCBI's taxonomy places the organism in Eukaryota, Viridiplantae, Streptophyta, Magnoliopsida, Fabales, Fabaceae. The annotation marks the transcript as partial. Gene Ontology annotation, biological process: regulation of DNA-templated transcription.